Molecule: messenger RNA, 735 nt
Organism: Candidozyma auris
Lineage: Eukaryota; Fungi; Ascomycota; Pichiomycetes; Serinales; Metschnikowiaceae
Exons: 1
Coding region: 1-735 (244 amino acids)
Biological process (GO): translation
Cellular component (GO): mitochondrion
Molecular function (GO): ribosomal large subunit binding
Source: RefSeq, a predicted model, not a curated record
AUGAUUAGAGGCAUUAUAAGACCUGCCGUUUUCCUGAGGCGAAGAGUGGUUUCAUUUAUACUUCCAAGAAGAUCUUUUUAUGCAAGUCCAUUGAGUUUGAAAAAAAGGUUAAGCAAGAAAACGAUCGAAGUUGAUGAAAGCUCGGCUGCCGUUGGUGCUACUGAGAUCGAUUUUGAUGAGCUUAGGAGAAAGAUGCAAGGUGUUGUUGACAGGUUUGGUAAGGUUGCCAACGAAGCUAAACUUGGAAAGUCAAAUCCACAAAUUUUCGACAAUCUAAUAAUCAAUACUGCGGAUGGUGAGUUUCCAUUUACUUCCACUGCUCAGACUGCUGUAAAGGGUCGUAAUUUCAUGAUUACAGUCUUCGAUCCAUCCAAUACCAAGCACAUCGUGAGUGCAAUUUUGGCAUCUAAUUUAAAUAUGACACCUAUCGCGGACCCUCAGAAUAAACAACAGCUAAAGGUCCCUUUGCCUCCAGUGACAACUGAAUCGAAAAAAGAGACGGUCAAACAUUUGAAAGAAUCUUUUGAGAAACUACGCAACGGGCCUGGUGGACAUAGUAAGAAUGCGCAUACUCUUGCGUCCAUCAGAGGUGACCUCAAGAAAAGGUUGUCGAAGAAGCAGAAGAAGUCAGACGAAGAUGCGAGAGCUUGGAACGACUUUGAAAAGUUGCAUAAGCAAUACUGCGAUAAGCUCCAAGAACUUUUCAAGACCGCUGAAAAGGCAAUUAUGAAGUAA